This is a messenger RNA of Gasterosteus aculeatus aculeatus (three-spined stickleback), 1657 nucleotides long. Its product is annotated as acidic mammalian chitinase. The record is from RefSeq and is a predicted model, not a curated record. Gene Ontology annotation, cellular component: extracellular region. Gene Ontology annotation, biological process: carbohydrate metabolic process. Gene Ontology annotation, molecular function: chitin binding; hydrolase activity, hydrolyzing O-glycosyl compounds. Lineage: Eukaryota; Metazoa; Chordata; Actinopteri; Perciformes; Gasterosteidae.
UCACCCGCAUAUAAUCACUAAAAGAUAAACCCCUACCUGGUUUUUCUGGUUGGUACAUUCCUGAAGUGUUUACUGCUGCUGUUGCCCCCUUGGGGAAAUAUUUUGGCGAAACUCCCUGGGAAGAAGAAACAGGCAGUGCUCUCGACAUGACAACAGCCCAUCCAACCACAACGAUCAUGAGCAAGUUCAUUCUGAUCACAGGUCUUUGUCUUUCCUUUGGCAGUUUGGGUUUGUCAUCUAGGCUGGUGUGCUAUUUUACUAACUGGUCCCAAUACCGACCUGGCAAUGGGAAGUUUAUGCCUUUAAACAUUGAACCACACCUGUGUACUCACUUGAUCUAUGCCUUUGCUGGUAUUAAUCAGGCAAAUGAGUUGAGCACCAUAGAAUGGAAUGAUGAUGCACUGUAUAACUCUUUUAAUGGACUCAAGCAGAGGAAUCCAAUCCUUAAAACACUGUUGGCAGUCGGAGGCUGGAACUUUGGAACACAAAAAUUCACAACAAUGGUGGCAACACAAGUCAACAGAAAUACAUUUAUUAAGUCUUCCAUCAAACUGCUGAGAAAAUAUGGUUUUGAUGGACUUGAUUUGGACUGGGAAUACCCCGCUGCGAGAGGAAGUCCUGUGCAGGACAAGCAGAGAUUCACGUUGUUAUGCAAGGAACUGCUAGAGGCCUAUCAGGCUGAGGGAACAGCAACUGGUCAGCCCAGAUUAAUGGUUUCUGCUGCCGUGGCGGCUGGGAAAGGGACUGUUGAUGCUGGUUAUGAAAUUGGCGAGAUGGCUAAGUACCUGGACUUUGUUAGCGUGAUGACUUAUGACUUCCAUGGCACUUGGGAGACUGUGACAGGACACAACAGCCCUUUGUACAACGGAACCAAUGACACAGGGGACCACGUUUUCUUAAAUACUGACUUCGCCAUGAGAUAUUGGCGCGACAAGGGAACACCUGUAGAAAAGCUAAAUAUGGGCUUUGCCACGUAUGGGAGGUCAUUUCGACUAUCCACUCGAUCCAGUCAGGUUGGAGCACCAACCACUGGUCCUGCUGCUGCUGGUGGUUUUACAAGGGAAGCCGGGUUCUGGUCCUAUUAUGAGAUUUGCCUUUUUCUCCAAGGGGCCGGUGUCCAGCUGAUUGAGGAUCAGAAAGUUCCUUAUGCAUUUAAACAAAAUGAGUGGGUUGGCUAUGACAAUAAAGAGAGUUUUGAGACUAAGGUCCGUUACCUAAAGGAAAACCGAUUUGGAGGAGCUUUUGUCUGGGCUCUGGAUCUGGAUGACUUUAAUGGACAGUUCUGUGCACAGGGAAACUACCCGCUCAUCAGCCAGCUACGCUCGCUACUGGAAAUCCCCCCCCUUCCCACAAGAGAAACCUCCCCACAUCCAGUGAAGCCGUCUACAAACACACCUCAACCCGCACCUCGUCCUGGACCAGCAAUCACUACUUCCUCCAACAUCCCAGAAGGUUUUUGUGCUACACAGACUGGUGGAAUUUAUGCCAAACCUGAUGCCCCGGGUUCAUUUUACAGCUGUGCCAAUGGCAUCACCUGGAUUAUGGACUGCCCAGCUAAUUUGGUAUUUCAGGAUAGCUGCAAGUGCUGUAACUGGCCAUGAAUAUUGGCCAGAAAUUCUGAUCCCAUUUCAAUAAAAGUUUGACUUUAAGAACUUUA